AUGAGCGUCUGGCUGUGGCUCGCCCUCUUCGGGCUCGUCGUCGUGUCCUUCAACUGGCUGCUCGGGCUGCUGGUGUCCGCUGCCCUGGGAGCGUGCGGGCUCCGCGCGUCGAUCGGCUUCCUCAGCCACCGGCAGGUGCGGAACCUCUUCGUGUCGCCCAAGAAGGGAUCCAUCGAGUCCAUCAGCGCCACCUCCAUCCAGAUCCCCGUGCUCAAGCUCGCCCGUGUCGCGCUCCUGCUCUUCGUGACGCGGCCCGUGGUGCGCAUCGAGAUCUCCGGGCUCCACGUCCACCUCCGAGACCCGGAUGAGGUGCACCAGGGCGACGAUGACGCCGGCGCGAAGCCCCACGGGGACAAGCCCGGGGCCGGCGACGCCCCGGGGGCGAAGAGCGGCGGCCUGGAGCGGCGCAGGAGCGUGGACGCCGCCCGGCCGGAGCGCAAGAAGCUGUCGCCUAUGUUCCGCACGUGGUGGCAGCUGGUGAAGAAUGCGAGCCCCUCCGUCGAGCUCGUGCUCACGGAUGUGCAGGUGCACAUCACGUCGGAGGCGCGGCUGAAGUUCGGCAAGAUCGCCGCGUCGUUCGCGGAGCAGGGCGUGCAGGAGUCUCUCGAGGCGAUGGUGAAGGCCGAGUCGCUGGCGGUGGCUGCGCCCUGGGGGCCGCUGACGGAGUCCGGGCGGUCGAUGCUCCCGGUGGUGGACUGCAGGCAGGUGGACGUGAAGAUGGUGACCGAUUUGGCGCCAAGCCGCGCCGCGCUGGAGCUGUCGCAGGUCAAGGUGGACGCUGGCGACGUCGUGGUGCUGCUCCCGCGGGACCUGCAGGGCGCCGCGCGCGACGUCAAGGCCUCCGCGAAGCGCCACCUGCCCAAGCUGCAGAAGAAAAAGAAGAAGAAAAAGACCGUGAAACCGAACGGCGCACCGCUCCUGCAGCGACGCGUGGCGCGCAUGCCGCGGACGCUCUCGCUGUCGCUCCCGAGCCUCGUCGUGCAGUCCGCGGAGACGACCGGCAACGCCGCCACGAUCUUCGGGGCCGCGGAGACCGUCGUGCUGUCCUUCUCGCGCCAGGCCCACGCCAGCAGCCUCAGCGGAUCGAGCUCCGAGCCGCUCUGCACGCUGCACGCCGGGUGCGGCCUCGUCCGCGCGGACGUCGAGGCGCCGCCGCUGGACCGCGCGCCGGCGUCGGGGGCGGAGAUCCAGUCGUCGCGGUCGACGAUUGUGCUCCCGGAAGUGCUGCGGUUUUCCAAGUCCAAGGGGCUGCAGGGGGGCGAGAGGACGGCGGCGCUGAGCUUCGGAGUGCACAAAGCAUCGGUGGACAUCGUGCUGUUCUGCGACAGGCGGUCCCGCCCGCACGAAACGCGCGUCGUCGGCGGCGUGCUGUGCCCGCCGCCGUCCGAGGACGACAGCGACGACGACGACCCCCCCGUGCCGACAACGCCCCGCGGCACACAGCACCCACGCGUGCCCUACUGCCCCGCGACCACGGGCAAGAUCGGCGUGAGCGCGGUCGCCCCGACGCUCACCGCGUGGCCCGCCGCGCUGCGCCUCGUCCCGGCAAAACACCCCCCGGGGAGUCCCAAACUCCCCGUCAGCGUGGCGCCGUCCACGGAGCCGCGCGAGAGCCUCGACGCCCCGGCGCCGCCCCCGCUGGCGUACGGGCCGCGCAAGAAGCCGCUCCUCGACGCGUUCAUCCUCGACCUCGCGGUCUCAGAGGGCGUGCGCGCGACGUUCGCCAGCGGCGGCAACGAACACCACCUCUCGCUCUCCGGCCAGUCCGCGAGCCUCGGCUGCCUCGCGUGGCCCGCGCAGCUCGACCCCGUCCCCGCCGCGUGGCUCAAGGAGCGCGACAUCACCUUCCUCGUCAGCUCCGAGGUCCCCGUCGGAGCACCCGGCCCCGUGGCGCCCUCGCCGCGGUCGCCGUCCGGCGCGGACGGGCAGCCGCUGACGAUCGGCCGCAUGCACAUCGCGCUCGUCCAGCCGUCGCGGCUGUCCGUGCCCGGCGGCCUCGACCCGGCGUGGAUGCCCCUGCGCUGCUUGGAGCGCGCCGACAACCCAGACCCGGACGACGAGUGGUGCGAGGCGGACGACAACGAGGCCGGCGGGCGGCGGCGGACGGUUCCGCUCGUCGAGGUCGACGAUCUGCGCAUCGACGUCGACGAAGGCAAUGCCAAGAAGAUGCUCGAGGCGGUCGACAUGUGGCUGGCGCUGGCGGCGGUGGCGAUCCCGCGGCGGGACUCGGACGGCGCGGACGCCUCGCCGACGAGCCCGACGCGCCGCCCGACGCCGCGUCGGCUGCAGCCGCGCGCGGUCUCGCCGCCGAUGUCGCGCGCGGUGGUCUGCGUGUCCAACGCGACGGUGGUGCGGCGGCUCGUCGUGCCGGUGCCGUCGGACUGGUCCGCGUCGCGGCGCGCGCGCUCGGUCGCGCUCGACGCCGUCGUGCACGUCGGGGACCUCUCCGCGGUCCUGCGCGCCGUCGGCCACCCGUCGCUGUUCGAGCUCCACAACAUCACCGCGGGGCUGCAGCCGGCGCGCGGCACGGGCGGGAAGGGCGGCGACAAGAAGUCCGUCUUCGUGAUGAACCGCCUCAGCGUGUCCGGCACGCCGCCGACGCGCGACGGCCUCCACGGCGUCGAGGCCACCAUCAACGCCGGCGACGCUGCGGUGCGGUGGGACCCCGACGUACAGCUGUACGGGAUCACGCUCGCGUACCAGGCCGGCCCGCUCCUCGACUCCGUGAAGGCGCUCGCGGCGCGGUUCCGCGAGCUCAAGCGCAGCAACAGCACCGCGGGCAGUCAGCGGGCGCUGGCAGUGGAGGGGGGGAGCUUCACGGGGAGCGUCGGCAGCGACGAGCUGCUGUCGCCGCGCUCCGUCGCGUCGCCGCGGUGGCGCCGGGGCUUCCGCGCGAAGCCGAAGCACGAAGUGCGCGUCGUGGCCGAGGCGGUGCUGUUCGAGGCGUCGGCGCACAAGGAUCACGUGCUCGGUCUCAAGGUCGGGCGGGCGACGUACGGGCCGCAGUACCACGGCGCGAAGCUGGAGCAGGUGUCGGUGCUGCUGGACUCGCGGCCGGUGCUGACGGCGGAGAAGCUCGAGCUGUGGCGGCUGACGCCAGGGGGGGGUGUGGCGCGGCCCAGUGGGACCAGCGGGCCCGGGUCGGGCGCGGCGACGCCGGCGCGGACGACGACGGGUGGGGACGCGCGCGACGCACCGCUGCUGCUGCGGACGAUGCGGAAGGCGAGCACGGCGCGCAUCGAGCUGCACGCUGCGACGGGGCGCUCGAUGGCGCGCACCCCGGGGGCCCGGAAGGUCAACACCCCCCCGGCGCUGAAGACGAGCUCGACGGGGUCGAAGGACAGGAAGCCGAAGAGCAGCGGGCCGCGGCGCGUCAGGCUCGCGGAGGAGCCCGAGGUGCUCAACCCUGACGAAGACCCCCGGGGGCGUUCCAUGCCUGGCAUCCGGUUCGGGAGCGACGCCGGCAGCAGCGCGACGCUCCGGAAGCUCGCGAGCACGCGCACGUCGACGGCGCACGAGAGCGGCCCGCCGUGCGCGCCGAUCGAGAUCCCGGACAGCAGCGCAGACCCCCCCGGGUCCUCCCGGGAGGUCUCCGGGCUGGCCGACGAGGAGGGGAGUGUCGCCGGGGCGUGCCCGCUCUCGGCGCGCCGCCUCGCCGCCUGCUUCGCCAAGGCCGGCGCCCCGGAGUCGAUGAUCUGCCUCCCCGACGGCGUGGUCGCCGCCAAAGACAUGGGUAGCUUCCGCGGGGACGCCGUUCCGACGGCCACGUCAGGCACGCAGCGGCUGGUCGUGUCGGCCGAGGGCGUCGAGAUCCUCCUCCCGCACAAUAUCUACCCAGGCCACGCGCUCCUGUCCGCGCUCACGUCCCUCAAAGAGCUCAAGCGCGCAACGGGGGACAUCGCGGACCUGUUGCGGCGGCGGCGGUCGGGCACGCUCAACCGCCGGCGGUCCGGCGUCGGCGUCGCGAACGUGCGCGCGGACCCGCGCUUCCACGUCGUUCUGUGGGUCCGCGGCGCCCGCGUCCGCGUCCAACACCACCCGAUGGAGGCGUGGCUGGCGUCGCACGUGCCGAUGCUCAAGGCAGCCGCCGCGGGACGCUCCGCGUGGCACCGCCUCGUGAACGCGUCCGCGCCGAUCGACAUUCUCCCGCGCCACCAGCCCGAAGCGUUCCCGGGGUCGACCAUGCAGAUGCCCGCCACCGUCACGCGCCACAGCGAGGUGGGCAUGCCGUCGCGGCGUGGGAGCUCCGACGACACGCUCCAGCCGCGCGUCUCCAUCGGCGAGGCGCUCACGGGGAUCAUACGCGGCUCGAACCGGGCCGGGGAGAACCGCAACAGUGGCAGCCGGCACGGCAGCAGGCACGGCACGCCGCUGCGCGAGGGGCGCCGACACAACCGCACGCUGUCCACGCCGGGCACGCCGCUCGACCCCGGCCCGCCGCCGAUCGACGCGACCGUCGCGGAGGUCAAGGUCGCGCUCGCGGCAAACGUCCCGCCCGUGCCGGGGAAGCCCAAGCGGCAGCGGCGCAACCGCAACGCCAAGGCGGCGGCGGGGUCGGCCGCAGACGGGGUCAACGCGAGCGGGUCGAACGUGCCCGUGCCGGGCGCGCAGCGCCAGUGGGCGCCGAUCCACGUCAAGCCCGAGGAGAUGGAGGAGAUAUUCGAACGGAUGAAUGCGCAGAAGUACAUUGUCGAUUGUCGCGCGCAGCGCGAGCGGAGGGAGCGGUUCCAGGGCGCGGACGUCCCGCCGCCCGGCUGCGACGCCCCGGCCGCGGGCGCGACGGCCGCGGGCCGCGCCCCGGGGAUCUGCAGCGACAUCUUCGAGCUGACAUUCGAGGAGGUGGGAGGGGUGUUUUCGCUGGCGCUGCCGCGCGGGCGGUCCGAGGAGGCCGCGGCGUCGGCGCGCGCGCACGAGCUCGCCGCGGGCACGAGCGACGCCGCGGCGCUGCAGGUGCAGGGCGCGCCGGUCUCGCGCCCGCCGCUGACGCGCAUUCGCGAGGUCGGGCUCGGGCUGGCGUUCACGAACGCGUCGGUGCGCGUGGCGGGGUGCUCGUCGGAGCCGAUGCUGUACUGCUCCGGCGGCGAGGUGUCCGGGCCGGUGAUCGUCGCGGACCAGGCGACGCCGCCGCCGCAGACGGAGGUGCGGGAGGUGGAGCUGGGCACGCUGCUGGUGGGGACGACGGAGGCCGCUCUGAAGGGGACGAAGGCGCCGCCGAAGGUGUACACCGGCCUCGACGUGUCCCUCUCGGCGGUGUCGUUCCUGCUGACGUCAGCGAUGUACCCUGCGCUGGCGCAGCUGAGCAAGGCUAUUGUCAGGCUUGUACCGGCGAGAGACCCCCCCCUGCACCGCGGCGCGCCGCCGCCGCGCAUCGAGCGCCCCGGCGUGCUCGGCUCGACCUUCCGCGCGCCCGCCGAGGACAUCCUCCACGGCUGGCACGAGGGCGCCCGCCGCCCGGGGCAACCGCGCGUCGCGCCCACCAACGACAGCAAGGUCAACUGGUGGGACAACCUGCGGUACCGCUGGUGCGGAACGACGCGCGUGCGCGCCACCGAGCUCCUCGCGGGCGUCGGCGUCGCCACGACGAUGGACCCCCACGUGUCAGCCCCGGAGGUGUUUUACCACGGCCACGACGUCGACGUGGGGUUGGCGCCGUGCGGCGCGCCGCACACGCUGACCGCGGGCUCGAGCUCCGUGCACAUCGCGUUCCCGCAGUCCAGCGCGGACGUCGUGCGUCCCGACGCCAUGGUCCCGCUGCUGCGCACCGAGCACGUGUCGCUGACAGCGGGCCUGACGUUCCGCCUGACGUCCGGACGCGACCCGAACGACCCGUACCUGCACAGCGUGCCGAAGCACUCGAGCCACAACCCCUUCGCCGGGGACGCCGGCGACGACGUGCAGACCCCCGUCAACAUCCCGGAGUUGUUUUCCGCUGCGUCGGUCUCGGUCAACCUGCGCGUGCGCCUGACGCCGGCAGGCAAGGACGGCCUCGCGGCGGAGCAGGGCGCGGGCGGCGGCCCCGCGCUCGUGCGCGUCGCCACUGGCUCCAUGUCGGACGGUCCCGUCGUGACGUUGUCGGAGGAGACGCUGAAGGCGCUGCUGACCCUGGUCCGGGGGCUGAAGCACCCGCCCUGCUUCGUGCUGCGCGACGCGUUCCGCGCGCCGCCGUUCGGGGCUCCGCGGCUCGCGCGCCCGCGCGGCGCCAAGGGCGCGUCACUCCCCCGCCUCCUGUCAGACGUACGCGUCGAGGUCAAGUCCGACCCUCUGCAGGCCAUCAUGGCGUCCACCGCGCUGCGCGACGCCUCCCAGGGCCUCGCGCUGCGCGCCUCGUCCUUCCGGGUCGUCAUCGCGAUGGACCGCAAGACCGCGGCGCAGGAGCAGCCGAGGGCCACGACCGACCACGCCGCCGCGGGCCGUUCCGGGCGGGACAAGGCGCGGGAGCCCGGCCUGGCGAUGACGAGCCUCGAGCUCGAGGCGUUCCACCUCGUCGGGACGAUCCCGGAGCCCGACGACAGCAGCGCGCACAACAACUCGCGCGACAAGAACGGCAAGAACGACAAAGGGCGGUCCGCGGUGCCGGAGGACGACGUGGCGGGCGCGGCGGCGCUGGAGCGGCUGUACGGCCUGCCGUCGCCGAGCGUGGUGCAGCCGGCGACGACGCCGUCGCCGGCGAUGCAAAAGUCGCUCGGGGGCAGGCUCGUGAUGCGUGCCACGAGCCUGAUCCUGCGGCGGCGGCACGAGGGCCGCGCGGGGAUGUCGCCGCUCCGGAUGGCCGUGCAGGACCUCCGCGCGGUGCUCUCCCCGCACACGCGCAAUGCCGUGUGGCUUGCGUACCAGCACAUCGCCUGCGGCAUCGACCUCCCGGCGCGGCAGCGGCGGCAGCGCGAGCUCGAGCGGGAGCAGGCGGCGGGGGUCACCGGCGACGGGUUCGCCGGCGCCAUGUCCGGGGAGGACGGCGGCGACAACGAGCUGCUGCGGAUUCUCCUCGCGGAGCGGCGGGAGAGCAACGCGCUGGACUCGCCGCGCGGGAUGGACACGGCGACGUCCGCGCGGGCGCGGUCGAUGUCGCGGUCGUUCGCGCCGUCGCUGGACCGCAACGGCACGUUCACGGGCACCGUCGACGAGUUCCAGGACGCGUUCGAGACGCAGGAGUCGGGCGCGACGAGCCGCGACGGCGACUCGCGGUUCUCGCGCGUGGCGUCGACGCAGGGCGACGAGGCGCCCGGGUCGUCGCUGUCCUACGAGAUUGAGGUCCUGCAGCCGCAGAUCAACUUCGAGGGCGAGUCCGACGCCGGCCGGCUCCUCCUCACGGCGUCGUCCGGCAGCGUGGUCGGGCGCGCGUUCCACCUCCUCGCCAACCCGGACGCGUGGAACGGCCCGGGCAAGCCGCCGCGGAAGCGCACGAUGUCGAUCGUGCUCGAGAAGGUGCAGGCGCACACGGUGCUGAUGGACGUGGACCCGGAGGCGGACCUGCAGUGGAUGGUGUGGCAGGGCGGGCAGCUGACGCCCACGCUGCAGGGCCGCGCGUUCAUGGACACCAUGUUCCACCCGUGCAGCAUGCAGAUGAACGUCACCACGCUGCCGCGCCCGACGAACUUCUUCCCCCCGAGGCUGAUGGUGGAGCUCGCGUCGCAGCCCCGGAAGGCCAUCGAGGUCAUCGCGCCGGGCCUCAAGGCCGAGAUGGCCAACGAGGGCUUCCAGAUCUUCCUGGGCGUCGUCAACGCCGUCUUCCUCGACGUGGCGCCCUCGGCGCUCUCCAUGCAGUUCAACACCGCCAAGGAGCUCGCGGAGGAGUUCCCCGAGCUCCAGGGCGCGCUCAGCACGCUCACGGAGCUCCGGCACUCCGUCCGGCACAUGGAGGACGUCGCCACGGUGCUGGUGGAGACGAUGUCGGCGGCCAUGCGGCAGCAGGUUCUGGAGCGCGACGAGGAGGACGCCGACCCGCUGGCGGACCCGUCGAGCUCCGUGGGGGGCGUGAGGGAGGUCGUCAAGUUCCCGCCGGGCCUGGAGGUCGUCGAGGAGCUCAUCGUCUCCCGCGGCCGCCUCCACGCCGCCGCGGCCUUGCACGAGCAGGACGCCGAGGAGCGCCGGCGCACCGGGAAACCCGAGGCGCGCCAGAAGAAGCAAGCCGCCGCCGCCGCUGCCGCCGCCGCCGCCGCCGUCGGCGAGGAGCCCCUCCGCGACCUCGCGCGCCGCGUCGCGUCGCUCCAGACGCUCCCCGUCGCGCAGCUCGUCGACGCGUGGAUGCACGAGGCUGUCCUGGGCGCAAUCCUCCGCAUGGCGUUGGGCUUUGACGGCAACGAGGCGACGCUGGCGCAGGACAUCUCCGCGCUGCUCGAGCGCGCGCGCGCGGGCGCCGGCGGCGUGCGCGGCUCGGUGCUGGGCUGCCGGAGCAAGGAGGCGAAGCUGAUCGAGCUCAACCUGGCGAGUCCCCCCCCCGCGCCCGGGGGGAUGUCUCGGAUCAUGAACCAGUCGCUGUCCGCGGACCUCGUGGUGUCGUCGGUGCCGUCGAGCAGUCCGCUGCGGCGGCAGGGCGCCGCGGGCGCUGUGGCGGCCGGGGCGACGGAGCACGAGCCCGCGGCGCACACGGCGGUGCUGUCGCUCCUGCCGCCGCGCGACCGCGUGGCGCGGUGGGAGUCCUGGGCGAGCGAGGGGCUCCGCACGCAGCUCCAGGAAGGCCUCACGACGAUCGGGAACGCGUGGUCGCAGCCCGCGCUCGCGGUCCCCGCCGCAAAGAUCGUCGGUGACAACAACAACGGCGCUGCGGGCGCGGAGGAGGCCAUCGCACGGCAGCCCUCCGCGGCGGCCUCGCUCGGGCCGUCCGCGACCGUCGGCGACGUCGGCCUCCUCGAGACGCUCUCGCUCCUCGAGUCCUUUGGUGUGGCGCCGGCGCUGCAGGGCGUGCGCAGCAACCUGCUGGACAUGGCGAGCUCGGUCGCGGUGCUGUGGCUCGAGGAGCAGGUCGUGGGGGCGCGCGAGGCGUGCCUCGCGACGGCGCAGCUGCUCCUGCGCGUGAUGGAACAGGUCCGGAAGAGUGCGAAGAAGGAGCUGCCGUCGAUGCGGCUGUCCUUCACGCUCAACCACCUGCACUGGGAGCUGAUGAAGGAGGGCAAGGCGUUCGUGGACAUCGAGAUCGACACGAUGGACUACACGAUGCUGCGCGACCAGCGCCAGACGGCCAACAUGCGCAUGUCGAUUCACCGCGCGGAGGUGCGCGACCGGCUCGGGGAGGUCGGGCCGGGCCCGGACAUGCCGCCCGGCGCGAUCCUGCAGGUGUGGAACCCGACGUCGGCGUGGGAGCGCGACGAGCUGCUCCGCGUCGUCGCCAUGCGCGGGCAACCAACGCCGACGCAUCACAUCUACGAGCACCUCGAGGUGCUGGUGCACCCGCUCGGAGUGCACCUCACGGAGAGCGUCGCGAAGGGCCUCGUCGAGUUCUUCCUCCCCGGGAGCUCGGACGCGGACGACGGCGACGACGAGGAGAAGGCGGAGCGGCUGCUGGGUGCGCUGCGCGUCAAGGUGGACAAGGGGUCGCGCGGGGCGAGCGUGGACGCGCCGCGGGACUCGAAGGACCUCACGUCGCUGUGGAGCGAGGCGCGCGAGAAGGAGAAGCACCGCAACGUCAUGGAGACGCUGUUGCAGAAGAUCCAGAAGCGCCGCCUCAAGGGGCCCGUGGCGACCAAGGCGCUGCCGGGGCCGACGCCGGUCGCGCGGAUCACGGACGGGCGCGGGAUCGCGGGCGCGUCGGCGGCGGAGGCCGCGCACGGGAAGGGCAAGGGCGGCAAGGGGCACGCGCGGAAGGAGAGCGCGCAGGAGGGGGCGAACCCGGCGGGGAGCACGACGGGCGCGGCGGACGCGCUCGCGGCGAUGAACACCGUCGCGGCGGCGGGCGCGGCGGGCGGCGCGGCGGGGAAGCGCGCGGCGCUCGUCGUGGAGAUGCCCGCGGUGGCGGACGACUUCACGGCGCCGUCGGGGCGCGCGCAGAAGCGGAAGCUGUUCCUGAAGCACGUGCGGUUCAACCGGGUGUACGCGCGGGUGUCGUACGAGGGCGGGCGGAUGCCGUUCUUGGACCUGAAGCUGCUGCUCGACAGCGUGGUGUACCAGAACAUCGACACCAAGUGGGGGAGUCUCUUCUCGCGGUACAAGUUCGCGGUGCUGCGGAGCGUGCUGAAGAGCGUGACGGGGCUGCAGAACCGGAAGUUCCACGCGCACCUCGGACUCAGCUUUGGGAAGUCCAAGGAGGUCGAGGAAGAAGGUCUGCGGGUGGAGGUGACCAAGAGGAACAAGGGGCUCAUCGGGCGGUCGAAGAAGGACAUGGAGCGCGACAUGGAGGAGGUGCGGCGCGAGAUGGAGGACAAGAGCGAGGAGGAGAAGCGCCGGAAGCUCCUGGGCGCCGUCGCGCUCACGCCGCAGACCGAGAGCGACCGCAACCUCCUCGCGCUGCCCGCGCCGCCGCAGCUGGGCUCGCCGGUCCUCACGCCGCGCUCCGGAGUCAGCUCGGAGCGGCCCCGCUGA
This is a messenger RNA of Pedinophyceae sp. YPF-701, 10512 nucleotides long. Lineage: Eukaryota; Viridiplantae; Chlorophyta; Pedinophyceae. The record is from the annotation of a GenBank genome assembly.